AUGAAGUUCACUUCGUUCAUCUUGACUUCGCUUCUUGCGACUGUCACCCUAGCCGACCUAGCCUCGGUGGAUAAACGCAAUGAUGAGGACACAAUUGCAGAUGUGUCCUCCGAGAACAAUAUUCGUCGGGGCGAAGAUAUCAGCGCCUUUGUUCCCGAUCUCCACCGCAAGGAUACCGUCAGCUCCAGCGAAAAUGCUGGCGAUCUUACCGUCUCUGAGACCAGUGACGCAUCUGAGCCUGCGGAAUUAGCCGCCAGAGAUGCCACCGAGGGUAGGGUUGACUUCCUCCGAAAAUAUCAAGAAAUAUCGGCUGAGCUAACCUGUUUCACAGACAAUGGGGUUUCUGCCCAGGACGCAGAGGAGGCCCAGGAGGAGCUCGAAACAAGACAGAAUCAAGGCAAGAAGAAGAACAGGGGCAAGAAGAAGAACCGGGGCAAGAAGAAGAACCGAGGCAAGAAGAAGAACAGGGGAAAGAAGAAGAACAGGGGAAAGAAGAAGAAUAAUGGGAAGAAGACCACUGCUGGGAAGAAGACGACUACCGGGAAGACGACAACCGGGAAGAAGGCCACAACCUCUGCGGCUCGCGCAACCACGACUGGAGUUGCAGCAACCCGCCCGUCAACUUUCUCUACCCGGGUCGCCACGACCAGAACCUAA
Messenger RNA from Thyridium curvatum, 657 nucleotides. RefSeq lists its product as uncharacterized. NCBI's taxonomy places the organism in Eukaryota, Fungi, Ascomycota, Sordariomycetes, Thyridiales, Thyridiaceae. The transcript has a single exon. The record is from RefSeq and is a predicted model, not a curated record. Bases 1 to 657 code for a protein of 218 amino acids.